Messenger RNA from Dendrobium catenatum, 2357 nucleotides. RefSeq names its product zinc finger CCCH domain-containing protein 33-like. Lineage: Eukaryota; Viridiplantae; Streptophyta; Magnoliopsida; Asparagales; Orchidaceae. The record is from RefSeq and is a predicted model, not a curated record. Gene Ontology annotation, molecular function: protein binding; metal ion binding. The transcript has a single exon. The coding region runs from base 46 to 2085 and encodes 679 amino acids.
GCAACUUCGGUGCGCUGUUGCCUUUUGACCAAAAACAAAGGAAGCAUGGAGCCUCCUUCACCCAGCUUCGAUUCUGUCUCCUUAUAUAAUGGAUGCCCUAAUACUGCUAGAGUAAUAAACCAAGCUCAGAUCUCUCGCAUCUCUUCUACUAUGAGCCGCGGUAACAAGAAGCAAUUCUCGCAGCCGUCGCAGCUCUCCAUGGACGCCGACGAUUCUAGAAAGACGGCGCCAAGUCGGGCGGCGGCGGCGGCGGCUGCUGAGGAUACUGUUGCUCUACUUCUCGAGCUAACGGCUUCGGAUGACCUUGCAGGUUUCAAGCAAGUUGUAGAAAAAUCCGAUAUUUCUCUUGACGCCUCGGCCCAGUGGUACUCCCGUUCUGUUGGGCCGGUGUCGUCGCCGGCUCGGAAGAUGGCUUACGAGCGCCGUACGCUGCUCGCGAUCGCUGCUCUCUACGGAAGCACCUCCGUGCUCAGCUACAUCCUUAGCCGAAACGGAAGCACUGCCGACGUUAACCGCCGCUGCGGCUCUGAUGGUGUAACGGCCCUCCACUGCGCCGCUGCCGGCGGAUCGGCUGCCUCGCUUCAGGCUGUGAGGCUUCUGAUUGAGGCCUCUGCCGAUGUGGACGCAGUAGACGCCAUGGGGAAUCGCCCUGGGGAUGUAAUAGCGAAGCAAUUUUCGGCGUCAAUGGCAAGAGAACUUGAGGUGCUUCUAAAAGCUCCAUGCCCUAGGGUUUCGUCUCCGUCUAAGUUAACAGGGGAGAAGAAAGAAUAUCCACCGGAUUUGACUCUACCGGACAUCAAAAACGGGAUCUAUGGGACCGAUGAAUUCCGUAUGUAUACCUUCAAGGUGAAACCUUGCUCGAGAGCUUAUUCUCACGACUGGACCGAGUGCCCCUUCGUCCAUCCAGGGGAGAACGCCCGCCGCCGCGAUCCGCGUAAAUACACCUACAGCUGCGUCCCUUGCCCGGAUUUCCGCAAAGCUUCUUGCUUGAAAGGGGAUUCUUGUGAAUACGCCCAUGGGGUGUUUGAGUCCUGGCUACAUCCAGCUCAGUAUCGCACUCGACUUUGUAAGGAUGAAAUCGGCUGCAACAGGCGAGUAUGCUUCUUUGCUCACAAGACGGAGGAGCUUCGAUCUGUUAACCCAACCACGGCUUCUGUUGCUGGUUUGGCUCUAUCUUCCCCGAGAUCGUCGCAGAUGGGGAUUUCUUCUCUCGACAUGGCCGCAGCUCUGAUGAUGAUGCAGUCAACGCCUGCUUCGCCUAUAUCUCCUUCGGCUUCUUCGGCAUUAGCUUCAACCUCGGCGUGGAUGAAUCUGGCUGGGAGUAUGGCCCAGCCACCUGUUUUACAGCUGCCAAGCAGCAGGCUGAAAUCAAGCGUAAGCGCUAGAGAUAUAGAUUAUGAGCAUGACAUGUUGGGACUGGAGGGUUACCAGCAAAAGCUGUUUGAUGAUAUCUCAAGCAUCGCUUCUCCUCGCUCGAACUGGAAAGCCGGCUCCUUGAACUCCGUCGCUUCCCGUGUUGCAGAUUACAACGACCUUUUUGGAUCUCUUGACUCCUCCAUUCUUUCUCCAUUGCAGAAUCUUUCCUUGAAGCAGGCAACUAGCGCUGCCACAGGGUUACAAAUGAACCAAAGCGUGAGCCAGCAGCUGCUUUCUGGCUAUGGAGGCAGUUUGCCUUCUUCCCCCACGAUGAAUUCAUCACCAUUUGGGCUAGAACAUUCCAUGGCGAAGGCCAUUCUGAACUCCAGGCAGGCAGCCUUUGUAAAGAGAAGUCAUAGCUUCAUUGAUCGCGCUGCUGUUGCUCGCAAUUCUGUCGUUGCUCCACCACAAAUCUCUUCUUGUACAACCCCUUCUCUUGGUCUAUCUGAUUGGGGUUCCCCUAAAGGAAAGCUGGAUUGGGGAAUCCAAGAAGAGGAGCUGAACAAGAUGAGAAAGUCGGCAUCUUUUACUUUUAGGAGCAACCAAAGCAACAACGUUGGUGCUCCAGUCACUCUGCAACAGCAGCAGAAGCAGUAUCAGGGUAAUGGCGCCGUCGACUUCCUGUCCUGGGACCAUCUGUAUGCGGAGCAGGAUCAAUUGGUGGCCUAAUCUUCUGCAAAACCAUGGAUAUUUAUGGAACCAACUUGUUCAAUUUUUUUGUUAAUUUUUCUUUCAUUUUCUUCUUAAUCCAUUAUAUUCAUGUACUUAAGUGGCUGCCUCUUAGUUGAAGAAAGGAAUGCCCGAAGGGAAUCUGAACUGCGGAGAUGCAGCCCGAUCUUGUUCUUUCAUUCAUACUUAUUAAAGAUAUAUCGAUUUCAAUGAUUGGAGAAUAGCUACUUGUUUGAAUAUAACCGGACCGAUGAGCUUAUAGCACUUACAUA